Messenger RNA from Ochlerotatus camptorhynchus, 3878 nucleotides. Its product is annotated as trichohyalin-like. NCBI's taxonomy places the organism in Eukaryota, Metazoa, Arthropoda, Insecta, Diptera, Culicidae. The coding region runs from base 2343 to 3737 and encodes 464 amino acids. The record is from RefSeq and is a predicted model, not a curated record. The transcript has a single exon.
GUCAGUUUGUUAGUUUAGUUUCAAACAGUGAAAUUAUUGUUUUGCUUUAAAGCUUGAUUUAAAAAAUCAAGACGAAAGUGUAUGGGUUCGAAACAAGUAUCAUUGUGCUCAAAAAAGUGAAGUCCUUUCGUUCAUUUGGAUUUAUAAAUUUUAAACUUUCGAACGCUACUGCAACUCGCCUUGCAACUAGCAACAAAACCGUCCUGGGUGGAUUUGUUCCACAAAAAAACGGCACUUCAAAUAAUUUAACUAUACUUAAACCAAGACUUACCUGCCAAAUUAGCACCACUUAUCGCACCGGAAAGAUCACAGCUUCCGUCCGAUGUCGGUCACCUCGAUAGCAUCUGCUUCAUGAAGAUGAGUCAGUCAGUGUAGGUCCAAAUCGGGAAGAGAACCGGGAAAAAUAGCCAGAGAGAACGAGAAAAAAAACUAUCAACAAACAGUUAACGCGUACAGAGGCAACCAGCAUGGUAAUUUGAUGAUGAUCAACAACAAUAAUAAAUUGGUACGCCAAAGCGGUAGCCGUGCCGCCGCCAGCGGUAAAGCAGUUUGUUUACCUUUGUACCUACUGCAGAAAAAAAAAAACAGAUGUUCCGACAUGUUUAGAGAGUUAACCGCUUUCCAUACUUAUCGCGAUAUGCACUUGAUAUGAAAGAGACGUGGAAGAUGAUUAUCCAUUUUGACAGCUACCGAAAUUCACCACGCUUCACUUCUGUCACCAUUGGUAACCGCCACCCAAAGCCUACCGCGUGUCGUAACUGCAUAUAGCCGAUGAAGCCCAUUCGUAAUUGUACACGUGGGUUGUUGCGCAAACGUCACUUCAGGUAGGUUAGGUAGUGUUUGGUCCACUCGAAUUAACCUUUCACCGCAUGGUCCUAAGUGGUGAACUAACCUUUUGCCGAACGGGCGCCCAUCGCAGAGCAGACUGGUUACGCUCUUUUGAACUGCCAAAGCAUUUGAUAGCCGCACGUUGUUUCGGCUUUCUUCAGAUGAAGGUAGAUACAACGCAAGAAAGAUGAGCCGUAUAAACCGUCAAAACGUGAUUGUUCGAAUAGAUUAUAAAUUAUUAUUUGGCCGUCGUAAAACGUGGUAAAUUAUUCAUCUGCCCAUCAAUCCACUCCAUACACAGCGAGAAACAGCCAGAAGGAGGUGAAGGCUUUCUCCUGCAAUUACUCGCAUUUUUCCGAACAAUAACACGGUCGGACCAACUGCUGGGUUAGAUAAUUUCGGAGCUUUUUUUUUCGUUCACAGUGGGACACAAGACCAAUCGCUCUUAUCUAACCCCCGGCGGCAGAGCAGAUGGUAGGGCAUUAAUACCGAUCGAAUAAUGAUCCUCCGCCACCGCCGCCGUCACCAUCCGUUACUUUCUGCUUCAAUUUCUCGAAUUACUGCUACCAAUCAAACAAGUCAGCCGUGGAAUUUGACGCCCGUACUCAUCUGUCACUAGCGUGACCUGUCAUUGUUUUUUUUCCUGGCUCCACUGGCAAUCCAAAGCUGGUGCAAAUCUCAACAAUUGAAUCCUCCCACGUGUUUCGUACUCGUACUCGAUUGCAAGCGUUCAAUUGAUAAUCAAAACAACAACAGCAACAAUACCAAAGAAAGAGACCUCUGUCUGCUCUGUGCAAUAGCGCCAACUGUCAGCCGAGGGGUCACACGCUUCUGCCUGAAAACGAAGCGCCAUCAUUAUGUAAAUUUUUGACACGAAAUCAUCGCUCUGCCAUCGUGCCAGAUUCCCACCGUCGUAGGCGUAGGCUCGAGGAGGCUCGAUAUCCAAGUCACGCAACGCCUAUGUACUCUUUUCGUGUGGGAUGCAAGUUGUAGGUACUUUCGUUUUCGCGAUCAUCGCCUACUUGCACUUUUGCGCUGCGCGGUUCACGAUUACGCGGCAUACUUUGUUGCCGCAACGGUACAUAUUUGCUAAUGAGGCUGAGUUUUGAGGUUAGAAUUUGUUUUGUUAUGAUGUGCGAAUUGCAAGCAAAAUAAGGAAUUGGCUCUGGAAUUUUGUCUGAUUGGCAGUAAACAUUUGCCAUUAGCAGAGGUCUUCCGAGGAAGAAGCAGCUGAGAAACGGGGGUGUUGCAUGCAAAGACUUCCACUCGAGUGGAACGAACUGCAAUCGAUCGAUCGAUCCGGUUGGCGCUGACCUGACCGAGUUUAAUUAUCAUAGGUGAAUAAAACCAACGGUCAGCCGGAGAGCGAUAGUCUGUACCGAGUCGGAAGUUCUAGCGUUAACAUCGAGUUAUUGAGUUCUUAACUGAAAAGUUUUACCUAAAGUGAACAGCUGAUAGUGAAGAUUCAAGUCCGUUGGUUGGAGUUUGGUAGUAGGUGAUCUACCAGAAGAAUCAUGGGUGGAAUCGUUUCACGAGUGUUCCGCGGUAAUCCGGAACAGCAGCAGUGUGGCAAAUGUAUGCGAAGUUGCUGCAUCUGUCUGGAUGCCAGCCUGGAACUGGCGCAACGGCGGUUGAAGCGGCUGGAGGCAAAGGAGCGGCGGCGGAGCAUGGCACUGCGUUUGGGAAUGGGAUUGACCGACGAAGAGGAAGAAGAGUUGGCACUGGAAGAGGAGGAGGCUGCUCUGGAACUACGACGACAGCGUACGCUCAGAAGAAGCCGAAUGCAAUCUGCUAGACGGCGUCAACCACAACAGCAGCAGCAACAACAACAACAACAGCAGCAGCAGCAGGAAGAGGCGGAAGAGGAGCCGGAAGAACAGGAACAGAGGCCGCAAAGACAGCAAUCGACGAGACGUCGACAACCGCAACGCCAGCAGGAACCAGAGGAGCAGGAGGAAGAACAGGAACAACAAACGCAACGAAGACGCCCAGCACAAAGAAGACGACAGCAAAGGCAGCCGGAACAAACUGAAGCAGAAGACGAAGCGGAGGAGCAGCCACAACCUCGUCGUCGGCAGCAGGGAAGCCAGCGCAGACGUACGACGCAGAGACAGGGACGUCAGAAUCAACAAGGACAAGAAGAAGAAGAGGAGGAGGAGGAGGAGCCACAACAGCAACCAAGACGCCGUCCGGCAAACCGAAGACAAACCCAACGUCGCCAGAACCAACAACAGGAACAGGAGGAAGAGGAAGAGGAACCGGAAGAGCAGCAGCAGCAACAGCCAGCAAGACGUAGACAAACCCGACCACAACGACGACAGCAAAGACGACAGGAGACCCAAGAGGAAGAACAGGAAAGCGAAGAGGAACAACAACCCACACGUCCACGGCGCCGCCCUUCGCAGCGCCGAUCUCAACGCCGUCAGCAACAACCCCAGGAGGAAGAGGAAGACGAAUCUGAAGAGUCUGAGCCGCGCCGAUCCCGACGCCGUAGUGUUGAACGUCGCCAGAGACGUGACCGCCGACGGGAAGAAUCUGCCGAAGAAUCCGAACUGGAGGAAGAGCGUGCCGAGCGGCGAGAACGUCGUGCACGCCGUCGGGAGCAGCGUCUGCGAGAGGAAAUCGAAAGGGAACUGCGCCUGAAGGAAAACAUCUGCCGCAAUGGUUCACUCCGCCGUCAUGCACCACCACAGCCAGCAACCGUUCUGCCUCAGCCUCGUGAACAGGAACCUCCGGUCGCUCAUGGUCCGAACGUCCGUCGAUUGGUCGCUUGUUACGAACUGAUGCGCUCCGACGUCAGCGAGUGUGAAUCACUGUCCAUGCAGAAUCUACUCAACCACGUAGAUGAUCAUCCUAUGCGGGACUCCAUUCGUCGUAAAGAACGUUGCUGUAAAGAUUUCUUCUUCUAGUGAUCUGUUUCAUCUCCAUUGUACGAUGCUUUAAAAAUGUUAAAAUCUGUCAAAUCACAUUUGCGAUGGAACAGCUCUAUUCACUACUUUUCGAGUUAUCCAGCAUGGAACCCACUUACUAAUCAUCUAUUUUCAAUCUCC